GACCCCCGGAGCCGCCGCUGCCCCCCGCGCUGGGCCGAGCCGGGGUGCGGGGCGGGCGCAGGAAGGGGCGGGCUCGCUGCCGGCGCCGCCUCCCGUCCCCCGCCGCCGGCCCGACCCGGGCCCGAGGGCUCCCGCCGCGCGGGCUGCGAGUCGUGCGCCAGCUGGAGGGGGCCGCCCAAGGGAGCCGCCGGGAACCUCGGCCCUCGUCCUUGCUCCAGAAGAAGGGAAGUCACCCUCCAGCAGCUCUGAAGAAUCGUUCCUUCUGCGGACAGAGCCUCCUGUGGCGCAGAGCUGCGCUCACCUGCGCGCCUGCGCGCCUCGUGCCCUGACACCUGCGGGCCUCCUCCCGGCCGUGGGCAUGGCCUCCAGCCUGACCUGCACGGGGCUGGUGUGGGCCCUGCUCUCCUUCCUCUGCGCCGCCGCCUCCUGCGUGGGCUUCUUCAUGCCGUACUGGCUCUGGGGCUCACAGCUGGGCAAGCCGGUGUCCUUCGGCACCUUCCGGAGGUGCUCGUACCCGGUGCACGACGAGAGCCGGCAGGUGAUGGUGAUGGUGGAGGAGUGCGGCCGCUACGCCUCCUUCCGCGGCAUCCCCAGCGCCGAGUGGCGAAUCUGCGCCGUGGUGACGGGCCUGGGCUGCGGCCUGCUGCUCCUCGUGGCGCUGGCCGCGCUCAUGGGCUGCUGCGUGUCCGAGCUCAUCUCCAGGACGGUGGGGAGAGUGGCCGGCGGGAUCCAGUUUCUGGGGGGCUUGCUCAUCGGUGCUGGCUGCGCCCUCUACCCCCUGGGCUGGGACAGCGAGGAGGUCCGGCAGGCCUGCGGCUACGCUUCCGGCCAGUUUGACCUGGGCACCUGCGAGGUCGGCUGGGCCUACGUGUGCGCGGGCGCGGGGGCGGCGGUGGCCACGCUGCUGUGCCCCUGGCUGGCCUGCUUCUCGGGCAGGAGGCCCAAGCAGAACCCCUACUGAGGCCGCGGAGGGCGCCGGCUCCAUGCCCGUGCCGUCAGGGACGCCUCCUCCGGGGAAGGAGCCCGGGACGCUGAGGACGGAGCGGCGAGUGCGAGGCGGCGGAGAAGAACGCACCGAGGGCUGAAGUGACGCGGGCGUGGCUGCUGCUCCUCCACGGGGUGCUGCUAACCUGCCGCGCCCACACACGCACACACGUCUGCAUAUGCAAGCACCGGUUGUCUUUAAAGGCGAGGACUUGGAGACACGAAAGGGCUGGUAGAGCAGGAUUUCGUUGGGUCACAUGGUAACCCAAGAAGGUCCCUGCCGUGAGGCCCCCAGAGUACACGAGCAAUGCAGGAACACACUUCCAUGCAUGCAGACACACAGACACACGUCACAGCUUCCAUAUGUGCACACACAUCACAGCUUCCACAUGUGUGCCCACACAUGCAGGCACAUGUCACGUUUUCCACACGUGCACAUGCACACGUUACAGCUUCCACACAUGUGCACACACAGACACGUUGCACACCAGACUGGAGGUUUAGCAGCACAUCACUCCUCCGUUUUACUUUUAUUAUGCAUUUAAAAUACAGUAUUAUCCCUUCAUAAAGUAUACAUUGAACCAAAUGGAUGGACCAGUAAGCCACCCUGUCAGUAUUUUGUGUAUCCUCAUAAACUGUACUCCUCGACCCACUUUCUGUGCUAUGCCGGCCUCUGUAGUUAAGCCUCUGCACCUCAGUGUACACAAACACUCACAGUUUCUCUGUCUGAGGAGCUCCUCCUCCCGUGGCUCAUGAAGUGAAGGCGGCUUUCUGUCCACGGGAGGGGAGGGAUCAGCUGCAGGUGUGAGGGCGAUGAGAGGCGUUUUCCAGUCAUUAGCACUUGUUUUCUUUUGCCCAUUAUUGUACUGUGCUGUACCACAUUUAUUUCAUUAUUCAUUUUCUAAAAAGUUUAAUAGUGCUAUUUGGUUUGUAUUUGAAAAGCUCUGUGAAUAAAUUCUCUCUUUGAUCAAUAGUAAAA
Choloepus didactylus (southern two-toed sloth) is the source of this 1963-nucleotide messenger RNA. RefSeq names its product LHFPL tetraspan subfamily member 6 (gene LHFPL6). The record is from RefSeq and is a predicted model, not a curated record. Bases 359 to 961 code for a protein of 200 amino acids. The transcript has 4 exons. Gene Ontology annotation, cellular component: membrane. Lineage: Eukaryota; Metazoa; Chordata; Mammalia; Pilosa; Megalonychidae.